AUGGCUGACACUUUACAGCAAUGGGAAGAUUUUGUUGCGUUGUUGGCUGCAGUCAGUGCUCUGAAAGAGACAAAAACACAAGAUUUUUUAAUGUUCCGAAAGUUAUACACCACCAGGGUGAAGAAACACGGGAUUUGUCGCAACGUAGACUGGCAAAAUGGCUAUCAAUCAUUAAUCGUGCUUCAGUUACCAAUGGAGACGUCAAAAAUCCGAUGGUUUGCUCACUUCAUUUCCACGCCAGUAAGAAUUGAAAUUACGAAAUUUUUUUAAGCAAAGUUAUUAGUUUUCUCAUUGCUAUAUUCCACAUUUUUAAAAGGACAACCUGCAAGCUUGUUCGAUAAAAUUCAUCCUGACUGGGCACCUACUUUUGCGACGGGACAGUGCCACUCAUCAACGACACACAGCACAAAUGAUGGUUGCUUGGAAAGGUACAACCACUCUAAGGAGAGAACUAAGAAAAGACAUUUUGAUAACACCACAUCUGUGGAUAACAUUAUACAGCAAAGCAAUGAUGGGAAUUCUGUUAUUACACCGCGAGAACAAUCUGAAAACAAUGAACCAGAUAUUGAUUUUGUUAACAACAGUGACGAAGACCAAAAACUUAAGAAAAGCAUACCUGUUGCCAACCUUGUCGCAAGCCAAAUACAGACUGAUAUGACUAUGGUUGACAUAGACCUGCUUACAUACAGAUCUACCAAGAAUUUAAGCCACGACAAUUUUGCAAGUGAAGCGUUUUUCCAAGGAGAUAACGAGAAGGUUAAAUUUUACACUGGGCUUCCUGGAUUGGCAGUUGUGAUGGUUUUAUUUGAACUGAUAAAGCCUGGGCUUGUGGUUCGAAACUCAUUAACUAAAUUUCAACAGUUUUUGCUCACUUUAAUGCGACUUCGUUUAAAUUUAUCUGUUCAAGACCUUGCAUAUAGAUUUGGAGUUCAUGCUUCAACAGUGUCAAGAGUGUUUCACAAUUGCAUCAAUGUCAUGUACUCUAGCAUGAACUUUCUGAUUUAUUGGCCGACAAAACAGGAACUAAAUCUGACACGACCUAUGUGCUUUAG
This is a messenger RNA of Paramuricea clavata, 1052 nucleotides long. NCBI's taxonomy places the organism in Eukaryota, Metazoa, Cnidaria, Anthozoa, Malacalcyonacea, Plexauridae. The record is from the annotation of a GenBank genome assembly.